Molecule: messenger RNA, 1884 nt
Organism: Heterostelium album PN500
Lineage: Eukaryota; Evosea; Eumycetozoa; Acytosteliales; Acytosteliaceae
Product: glycoside hydrolase family 15 protein
Exons: 3
Coding region: 1-1884 (627 amino acids)
Biological process (GO): carbohydrate metabolic process
Molecular function (GO): hydrolase activity, hydrolyzing O-glycosyl compounds
Source: RefSeq, a predicted model, not a curated record
AUGGAUGAUAAAAAUUAUCCAGCAAUUGAAAGUCAUGGAGUCAUUGGUAAUAUGUUAACCACUGCGUUGGUCUCCAAUCAGGGUGAAAUGAACUUUAUGUGUUAUCCAUAUUUCGAUUCACCUGCGAUAUUCUGUAAGAUUUUGGAUGCCAACAAGGGUGGAUACUGGAGUAUCAAGCCAUUAGUGUCGGCCUAUAAAUGCAAGCAAAGCUACUGGCCCGAUACUAACGUGCUUCAGACUCGUUUUCUCAUGAAGGAAGGUGUCUGUAGCAUUGUUGAUUACAUGCCAAUUGUAAAUGGUAAAGGAAUGGAAUGGACAGUUAGAAAAGUAAAGGUUAUAAGAGGUAAAGUUGAUUUCGAAAUGAAAUGUUUCCCUACUUUUAAUUUCGCUCGUACUCCUCACACUGCCAAGGCAAAGAGACAUGGUUACUUGUUGAAUGCCAACGGAGUUGAACUCGAGUUACUCUCACACUUUCCGAUGACUUUGAUGCCGAAUGGUGAGAUCAACAGCAAGUUUACAUUGAAGGAGAAUGACAGUGCAAUCUUUGUGUUAAAGGAUCCAAAGGAAGAUGUUGAACUCUUCAGUUUCAGUGAUCACCUUGGAUGUUGUCAACGUGAGGAGUAUCUAUUCCGUUCGACUGUUGACUUUUGGCAAAAGUGGCUUGAAAAAUGUACUUACAAAGGACGUUGGCGUGAGAUGGUAGAACGUUCUGCACUGGUUCUCAAGCUGUUGACAUUCUCUCCGACCGGUGCAAUCGUUGCUUCUCCAACUUGCUCACUCCCAGAGGAUCUUGGUGGUGUUAGAAACUGGGACUAUCGUUUCACUUGGAUUAGAGAUGCUGCUUUCACUGUGUACGGUCUAAUUAGAAUAGGUUUCACCGAGGAAGCUAAAGGAUUCAUGGAGUGGCUAGAGCACAGAUGCAUACAGUCUGACUACAGUGAGUGCGAGAAGAGAGGUGAAAUGCCUUUGAAGAUUAUGUAUAGUAUUCACGGAGAUGAUAGAAUCCCAGAAAUUGAAUUGGAUCAUCUUGAAGGUUAUAAGAAAUCUUCACCAGUUCGUGUUGGUAAUGAUGCAGUUAAUCAAAAACAAUUGGAUAUUUUCGGUGAACUUAUGGAUUCUAUUUAUCUUUCCAAUAAAUAUGGUUCGUUGGUUAGUUACGAAUUUUGGAGUCAUCUUAGAAAGCUUAUCGAUUGGGUUUGCGAUCACUGGAAUGAAACGGACGAAGGAAUUUGGGAGGUUAGAAGUGGUAGACAACACUUUGUUUACUCAAAGAUUAUGUGUUGGGUAGCAAUCGAUCGUGGAUUGCGUCUGGCUGACCGUCGUUCAUUCCCAGCGACACGCGAUAAGUGGAUUCGUAUACGUGAUACCAUCUAUGAAGAUAUUCAAGAGAAGGGUUGGAAUAAGAAAACCGGAGCAUUCUCGCAAUACUAUGGAUCUGACAAUCUCGAUGCCUCCACUCUAAUCAUGUCACUGGUAUUCUUUAUGGCUCCCAACGAUCCACGUAAUAUUCAGACACUCGAAAAGAUCUUGAAGCCACCCGAAGAAGGUGGUUUGGUAUCAAACUCAUUGGUGUUUAGAUACAACACUCAUGAGUCUGAGGAUGGAUUGACAGGAUCCGAAGGUACUUUUAACAUUGCCACCUACUGGAUGAUCGAAGCCCUUACAAGAGCAGGUAAAACUCACCGUGAAUUCUUGGUCAAAGCAAGACUAAUGUUUGACGAAAUGCUUGGUUAUGCCAAUCAUUUAGGUCUAUUUUCUGAAGAGAUUGGUUCAGGUGGUGAGGCUUUAGGUAAUUUCCCACAAGCAUUCACACAUCUCAGUUUGAUUAGUGCUGCAUUCAAUUUGGAUAGAGUAUUAUCAAACAAGCCAACUCAACCAAAUUAA